This is a messenger RNA of Anopheles marshallii, 3140 nucleotides long. RefSeq names its product myosin light chain kinase, smooth muscle-like. Gene Ontology annotation, biological process: protein phosphorylation. Gene Ontology annotation, molecular function: protein binding; protein kinase activity; ATP binding. The transcript has 7 exons. The record is from RefSeq and is a predicted model, not a curated record. NCBI's taxonomy places the organism in Eukaryota, Metazoa, Arthropoda, Insecta, Diptera, Culicidae. The coding region runs from base 12 to 3140 and encodes 1042 amino acids.
CAUCGUGCGAAAUGACUAGCAAAGCGGAGAAUCAGCCACCGACGCUUUCGUGCGCCAAAACCAACAGUGAGCAAAGCGGUACCGUGCCGCUAAAGUGUAUCUAUGUACCUCAAAAGUUGGAAGUGUACGAGUACGAGACGGCCAUAUUUCAGUGUAUUAUUGAAGGUUAUCCUACGCCGGUUAUAUCCUGGCAGCGCAAUGGUAACACGCUAGCACCCUCACGUACCGUCACGAUCCAGAGCAAGGGUUCACUGUGUACGAUGAAGAUACAGAACAUCCACGCAAAGGAUGCGGGCCAAUAUCAGCUUGUAAUCGAGAACGAAAGUGGCCGGGUAGAGCGUACCAUCGAGCUGCUAGUGCUUGAGAAAACUCGCAUCAUUAAUCGGGUGAAGCGCAACAGUCAGGCCGCAAGCUGUAGUAUUCGCAUCUAUCGCCACAUCAACGACUAUUCGCCCCUCGUCGGAGAGUACAUUAUACUGAACGCGGAAUACUACGCACCGUCCACACCAAUCAUCCGCUGCUUUCACAAUGGACGGGAGCUAGAAGAAGGACGAAUAUUUCAUCGAAGCGUAAGUCAGAGGAACCUUUCCCUGGUGUUGGAAAAGGCCAGGGCGAGCGAUUCAGGCACGUACACAUGCGUUCUGGAAACGAUGGACGGCAGCAUGAAGGUGAUGUCCGCGGAAAUCGAUGUACAGGAUCCAAAGUGGUCCGGCCCGAUAAACAAACUGCCACGAAUUGUGCACGACUUGCCGAAGGUGAUCACCAUUACCGAAGGAUCGGAAGUUGAGCUAAGUCUGGAGCUCCAGUGUUCCGAGGUGGUGAAAUGUUCGUGGAAGAAAAAUGGACGCAUUGUGAAGGAUUCGAUGGAUUUCGCAUACAUCGACCAUGGUAAUGGGAAGUUUGGAUUACGGCUGAAGGACCCUUUCCUGGACGAUGCGGGACUGUACGAGUGUGUACUCGAAACGGCUACGCAGCAACUCGUCUCGAGCUGCUAUCUGGACGUACUCGAGCUAGACCAGCAACAGCCACUGAUGGAUUGUGAUCCCCGGUUGACGGUUCGCUUCGUACGUUUCCCACUCGCACAGAUUGCACUUGAGGGCGAUAAUGUGGAGUUUUAUGCGUGUGUACAUCCACCGGACAUACGGCUACGGUGGUUCGUCCGGGGCAUAGAAAUUACGAGCCUUACCAAAGGGUUUUCGAUGGAAUCGCACGAUGACGGUGGAAACAUUUUGCGAAUAUUCAACAGUACGUACCGGCAAAGCGGCGAAGUGAAGUGUUGUAUCCCAUCGACGUACACCGUUUCACUUGGACAGAUGUGUGCGUACGCUGAUCUGUGCGUUCUGCCCAAAGCUUACGUCGAUACGCUGGAGCAGAAAGAUAUAAAACGGUUUAGUGUGGGUCAGAAGCUACGAUUUCUUCAUUGCCUUCAGGAUGAGGUGGUACUGCAGGGUGAUCAUGUGGUUAUUGAAGCCUGCUACCAGGGUCACCCCCCAUCCGAUUUGCGCUGGAAACGUUCGGGCCGAACCAUCGUCGAUAGCAAUGUGACUACGACUAAUCUACCGGGACGCACCCGUCUCCUAUUAACAAAUAUAGAAUCGGCUCAAGGAGGCAAAUAUAGCAUUCAGCUUGACAAAGCCUGCCCAGACACAGAGCUGUCCAUGUGUUUGCGCGUUGAGUCACCACCGGAACCACCGGCCGGUAAACCAACGGCGACCAUUGUCAGCCAAACCGCGCUGUCCGUAUCUUGGAAUCCUGCUCCAUACGAUGGAGGAAGUGCCAUAACUGGAUUUGUGAUCGAAAUGGAACAGAAUGGUGAAGGUGAAGAGCGUUGGGUUUGCGCCAAGCGUGUGCCAAACUCGUUCUCAUGUUUACUCGACACUUUGCAGCAGGACGAUUCCUAUCGAUUUCGAAUACGGGCGGAAAAUGUACACGGAAUGAGCCAUCCAACACCUGCGAGCGAUCUGGUAAAACUAAGCACUGGUAACACUAACGGAAUAUCGGAACUGGGAGUGAACAAUCCGGUGACCAGUCCCAUUUCCAGUGGGGCAAGCAUCUGCAGCAAUGUUGAUAAUGGUUACCUCAGUUACGGUGAUGACCAGGGAGCGUUGGAAAGCAAUCAGCAUCAACAUUUGGUUCCAUCUACUGUAAAGUUUUCUACCGGCGGAGACUUUACUGAACAGUUUGAGGUACUGAGGGAGGUCGGCAAGGGACGGUUCGGGGUAGUUUACAAGGUGAUUGCUCGCCAUGGUGAAGCGGGUACUGUGCUGGCGGCCAAAAAGGUGAAAUGCAUUCGUAUAAAGGACAAGGAACGGGUCUGGCAAGAGACGGCCAUUAUGGAAAGCUUGGAGCAUCCCAAACUACUCCGACUGUUCGCCACAUUCGAGCUGCCGAAGGAGAUUAUAAUGGUGGUAGAAUACAUUUCAGGCGGUGAAUUGUUUGAACGUGUAGUUGCGGACGAUUUUACGCUCACCGAGAAGGAUUGUAUUAUAUUCGUGCGUCAGAUCUGCCAGGGCGUGGAGCACAUGCACAGCCGCCAGAUAGUGCAUCUCGAUCUGAAGCCAGAAAACAUUAUGUGCGCCACUAAAACAAGUCAUGAGAUAAAAAUUAUCGACUUCGGUUUGGCACAGCGACUGUGUGCCUCCAGCCCGACGAGAGUACUCUUCGGGACGCCCGAAUUCAUCGCACCGGAAAUCAUCAACUACGAACCGAUCAGCGUACAGUCAGACAUGUGGAGUAUCGGUGUCAUUUGCUAUGUGCUGCUUUCCGGUCUAUCACCAUUUAUGGGCGACAACGAUGUGGACACGUUCAGCAAUAUCACACGCGCCGAGUACGACUUUGACGAUGAAGCGUUCGACUUGGUAUCGGACGGAGCGAAAGAGUUUAUCGCGGGACUACUCCGUGGUCGCCAAGAAGAACGGCUAAGCGCUCAAAAGUGUCUGCAGUCUGAGUGGUUAUCGUUCAAGAGCGGCGAUAAUGUUGGCAUUAAUCAGAUCCGAACGGAUAAGUUGAAAAAAUUCAUCAUCCGUAGAAAAUGGCAGAAAACAGGCAAUGCCAUAAGGGCCCUCGGAAGAAUGGCAAAUUUAUCCGCUUCACGUCGAGUAUCGGUGGUGCCUCGUGAAACAAAACCUGAGUGUAAGUAG